AAAAUGACUAAUGAUAUACACAGAGUGACCAUUACAUUUACCAUUUUACUUAUUUUUUCAAAGAUUUUCUCUUGCAUCGUUAAUUAAUGCCAUCAUAUUUAUUAAUCAUUGCACAAUUUUAAAUGCGCUUUCUUCUGUUUUAGAUGAUAGUGAAGAUGAGUUUUUCAAAUCACUGGACAUUGACAACAUUUCUAAUACAGUAAGAACUCGGGUAGAUGAUAUUAAAAUCGAUGAAAAUCUGAAAGGUUUGAUGGUCACCGGUACAAUAGUUAAUAAUGCAAUAUAUCAGACGAACAUUAGCGUGGUCGCUGAAAAUGACGCAGAGUAUGAACAAAAUGUUAUAAACUACUACAUUGCAACUUCUGAUUUAAGAUCCGUUGACAGUGAAGUACAUCCAACAAAUAAAAGCACGAUCGAUGAAAAGGCAACAGCUAUUGAUAACACAGCAGAUAUGGUAGACGACAGUAAGGUAGUUGAAAUAGCGGAGGGACUGAUAGACAGUAUUGUUGUUGAAAACGACACAGAAAACGCUGCAGAUCAGACGGACCAUAGCAUGGUCAUAGAAAUUGAAGCAGAGUAUGGUCAAAGUAUUAUAAAUUAUUAUAUUAAGACUCAAAAUGCAAAAGAUAAGUGUUCUGUCGAUGAAAAUGCAGAAUAUCUGACAGAUAAUAUCACGAUUAUUGAAAACGAAGCAGACUAUCAGGAAAGAGUUAUAAGUUACUAUAUUGCAAGCCAAGAUACUGAUUGUGACAAAAAUGUCAUAAAUGUUGCAUCGAGAAAGCAAUGUAAUGACGAUGACAUGUGCAGAGGCCAAUCACCUAAACCCAAACGAAAAAAUUGGCGCAAAAAGCCUACUCGCCUACUGGGUAUAUUGACAAUGUAAAUACUAAUGGAAGAAAGGACGACGUUGAUAGUGGAUGUGAAAGCGAAAAUAUUCCUCUCAGCCAUUUUGUUGGACUUGGAAAAAGAAAGUCGUAUGAAAAGGAUAGCUCUGAUAGUGACAGUGGGUUAGAUAAACAUAUCAUCUUUCAUCCAAAGAUCUGAAUUCCACCGAUUCCGAAUCUAUGUCAGAUGCAUCGGAAAAAACAAAAAGAGACCGUAAUCAAAAGAAGAAAACUAAAAAACUAAUUGAAAAUGCACUUAGAAAUCUCGUAAGCUUCCUAAAAUGCAACCACAACAACAAAAUAAAGUCAUUAAAAGAAUCAACAACACUCUCCAUCUGCAAAAGAAAUAAAAUAUCAGACAUUUCAGAAAAGUAUGUAGCAGUAAAUGCAAGUAUAAAGGAAAAUCUUAUACAAAACGCAAGGAUCAGGGUAGCUGAAAGAACAAUAGAUGGUCUUCUCACAAAGAGUUCUCUAACACGGGUCAAAGUACAAGGCCAUGGAAAUUGCUUCUUUGAAGCUUCAAUAAAAUCAAGUGGAACAAAUAGAACCGCAGAGGAAUUAAGGGAGCUAUUAAGUGAACAUCUUGAGGAAAAAUCUGAGGAGUAUGCCUGCUUUCUACUCAAUAAGCACAAACCUGAUGAUGACGAAGUCUUUCUGAAUGAAUAUCUAAAUGAGGUAGAAAAUCUUAAACGUGAUGGAUAUUGGUCAAACAGAGUGGCUGAUUUUUUGCCACUAUCUUUAGCAAAUUUUGAGAAGAAAUGUGUUAUCAUUUAUACAAACAAAGAUACAACCAAAUCUUGCAGAACCAGCGCCAAGUGAUAUCAUUAACCUGGCAUAUAUCUCUAUUCCAGGACUUAUAGAACACUAUGACGCAUGUACGGUUGACAAUAACAUUGAUACACAGAACCAGUCUGUAAAUGAAGAGAAUGCAAAUGAACAUAAUAUUGACAAGCUGGUUGCUACACUAUUAAACAAAAAAGUAAAUGGUACUCCAAGAAAGUCUACACCAUUAAACGAAAAUGUCAGUGCUACUCCAAGAAAGUCUACACCAUUAAACAAAAAUGUAAAUGCUACUCCGAGAAAGCCUGCAAAUUACAACACUCCCGUGAAAAGGCAUUUAGUAAGAAAACGAAAGGCUACACCAGAGAACUGGAAACGAAAUAUAAAGACAAAACUACGCUUAAGUGGAAAACAGUAUAUCUCAAAGUCAGGAAAAGUUAUAACUAUGGGGCGACGACGACAUCCAUACCAUGUAAUUCCACUUAGAUACUCAGAUUUUCUUGAUUACAAAGAUGUAAAGAAGAACCAAAUUAAGGUCCAGACUAACGCUCGAGUAAAAGUGUCAUGGAUUCAGAUUCGACACAUGCGUUUUGUGAAAGACUUGCCCGAUACUAUGCUGUUCAAGAACGAUCUUAGGGAUGAUUUUACAGCGAUUAAGAUCGCAAAGGACGUCAAACUCAACGAGGUUGUACCCAACAAAUACAGACAGAAACUCCCUGUCUCUGCAGCUAAGAAGAAAGACUUAAUGACAUUGUGUAAGAAUGGAGCAAUUCCUAAAGAUUAUCACGUCUUGAGUAUAACAAAAACUUACCAUCAAGUGCCCCAGUGAAGGAUAGAUUACCAGAGUCAGACGUAGAGGAAUCUGAUGGUGAUGAAUCAGACAACUAUCCGAAAAUCAAUGGUUGCUUAACUAUUGUAUAUAAACGUAUUGACUGCAGAAGCGAUUCAUAAACCUAAAGAUUAUAAUUAAGAUCUAGUCAUAAUUUUAAAGGACUAUAAAAUUUAGUGAUAAAUGACAAUCUUUUGAGCAUGAAGUGAAAAGGGAACUAAAUGUUGCACAAGAUUUGAUAUCAAAAUAAUUCUAUGUCUAUUAAGAAAUGUAAAUCUCAAAGCAAAGAACAUUGUGAUAGUUUUUGAGUUUGAUGGUAUAUGAGAACCAGUUUAAUGACACGGAAUCUAGGAUUAGAUUUUGUUGAAACAGUAUGGUUUGAUGCCAUAUGAAGACUCUAUAAGACUAAAUGACCUAAUGUUCUUUGUCUGUAUGACACCAAAAUAUGCUACAACAACUGUAUAUGUUUUUGAGCAGACAUAUAUUUUAAUAAAUAACAUAACAGAGA
This is a messenger RNA of Mercenaria mercenaria, 3001 nucleotides long. RefSeq lists its product as uncharacterized. The transcript has 2 exons. The record is from RefSeq and is a predicted model, not a curated record. Lineage: Eukaryota; Metazoa; Mollusca; Bivalvia; Venerida; Veneridae. The coding region runs from base 2110 to 2493 and encodes 127 amino acids.